GGCGAAGACACUGUGCCCGCCCGCGGGACACGCACGUACUAGAAUCGAGCGCCUCCUUUCCCAUAGCGUCGUAGAAAGUUUGUUGACAGCGUUGCAGAGGAAAGAUGGCGGCGCUCACAGCAGCAGAGCAAACGAUGAACAAGCUGACAGACCACUUCUCAGACCCCGUUUACUCGAAAAGCCAAGAUGGCGAAUCUUUUUCAGCAGGUUCGGGGAAACUUGAGGACUUUGUGGUGGACUUCCUGGAGAAAGAAGUGGGCAGCGACCUGAAGUCCCUGAAGAAUGUUGGCAACCUGCUGAAAAAGCUCAGAGAGGAGAACAGCGUUCUGGAGGAACAGGUUCUGACUGUAUCCAGCUCCGUGCCUCCGAAAGUUUCUGCAGCCCUGUCUGCAGCGGAGGAGGCUCGAAGUUCUCUGGACGACCUGCAGCAGAGGGAGCGCCUCAUCUCCAACAGGCUGCACCAGCACCUGCAGGGGGCCCAGCCUUGGAUGGACAGUCUUGGCCAGACGCUUAACCAAGUCGACACCAUAGAGAGACACAUGAAAUACCUGCGCUGCCUUCAACAUAUAGAGGAACUCAGUGCUGCAGUCCAACAGUGUCUGAUGACUAGCAGUGUCUGGGAGGCCAUAAGGGCGGUAGACAGCAUGGCUGCGCUGGACGCUGGACUACAACAGUCCGGAUGUUCUCACCUCCAAGACUUCCUCCGAGAAACACUUCACUUCUGGCACAAGAUUAUCAAAGACCGACUGGCCAGUGAUUUUGAGAAAGUAUUGACUCAGCUUCACUGGCCGAUCAUCUCCCCUCCUACUCAGUCACUGACUCCCACUGCCAAUUGUCAGGAGAUUAGCAGUCAGCUGGAGCUGCUGGUCACACAGCUACUCGCCCUGCAGACCAGUGAUGACCUCAUAUCUCAGAGGGCUCCGGCCUCUGGUCCGGGUGGACCCUCGACGCAGCCGGUGUCUUCAGCCACACCUCCGUCCCAAGCUCCUCCCCUCUGUCUGCCCAUCCAGAUCAUGCUGCUGCCGCUCAGCAAGAGGUUCAGAUACCACUUCUUCGGGAAUCGACAGACCAACUCCCUCAGCAAGCCUGAGUGGUACCUCACACAGGUUCUGAUGUGGAUGGGGAACAGCACGACCUUCAUGGAGGAAAAGAUCCAGCCUAUCCUGGACCGAGCUGGAGCCGCCAUCAGUGCCAGGGUGGAGCUGUGUCGAGGCCUGUUGUCUCUGGUCCAGGAGAAAGUGGCCAGCGAUGCUUCCAGGCUGCUGUAUGAUGAUGUGCUCUUCUGUCACUUGGUGGAGGAGGUGCUGCAGUUUGAGAAGGAGCUGCGAAGCAACCAGUCCUACCCAACGGGGCUGCCUGGUCUGCUUCACCUCCUGCUUGACGACGCAGUCCUUCAGAAGUGGCUUACUGUGGAGAGGAAGAUGGCAGUGGAGAAGAUGGACGCCAUGCUGUCGGCUGAGGGAGCUUGGAGCUCUCAGUACAAAGAUAUCAGUGACAUGGAUGAGCUGAAGGCUCCAGAUUGUGCUGAGACUUUCAUGACUCUGCUACAGGUCAUCACAGAGCGGUACCGGGCUUUACCCUGUCCUUCUGCGCAACUGAAGUUUCUGGGCCUACAGAGAGAACUGGUGGAUGAUUUCCGUAUUCGACUCACUCAGGUGAUGAAGGAGGAGUCUCGGUGCCCACUCGGUGCCCGUUAUUGUGCCAUCCUUAAUGCUGUCAACUACAUUUCCACCAUCCUGGGAGACUGGGGGGACAAUGUGUUUUUCCUACAGCUGCAGCAGGCUGCGGUUUCACUCGGCGAGGAGACGGUACUGGGAGACCUCGGGGUGAUGGAGGUGGGUCGCCUGGCUUCUCUGGAGGGCUCUCUGUUCGAAGGUCUGCUGGCAUUGCUGGAUCGACUGAAAGGAGACAUGAUGGGAAGACUGCUGGAAUGGACCAUGAGAGAAAUCACGGAAAAAGCCAGACCGUAUUGCCAAGACAGGUGGUUGUCUCUUCCAUCCCAGCAUGACCAGUCCACCAUGUCCCUGUCCAGUUCAGCAUGUCCCAUGAUGCUCUGUGUGAGGGACAGAUUGUUGAACCUUCAUCAGGUCCUGAGUCUUUCUCUGUUCCAGUUAGCCUGGCAGGGUUUGGCUGAGAGACUUGACAACUUUCUCUACCAAGAUGUGAUCCUGUCUAACCAUUUCAGUGAUGGCGGAGCAGCUCAGCUUCAGUUUGACAUGACCAGAAACCUGUUUCCUCUGUUUGGUCACUACUGCAAAAGACCUGAGAACUUCUUCAAACAUGUUAAGGAGGCCUGCAUCAUCUUGUGUCUGAAUGUGGGCUCAGCUAUUCUGCUAAGGGAUCUCCUUAAAGAUUCAGAAGAGCAGACAAAGGACUGGGCAGGCGCAGGGGAUCCUACACCCGAGUCUGCACUAAACGAGCUGGGGGUUUUCUGCUUGGCAUCCUGUGAUGUGUUGAUUCUCCUCAGGCUCAGAGCCUCCUUACCUGGACAGUGACAUUUCCCUCUGGCAGUAUGUGUUGGAGUGUGGAGUGUGUAUCAGACUGAGUGCUUGUCAAAAAUUUCUUAUGCCAUUUUUAGCAGUGGCUUUAAUCUUCUUUGUAAACAAGACAGAUAAUAUGUCUGUGUAUGUGUAAGGGCUGUCCAGAUAGUGUUUACUAAGUUAAUGCUAUUGAAUUGCCAUUGUAUGAAAUGAUUGUGUUGCACUAUUUACCUGUCACCUCAGCUGACUAAAGUAUGCCACAACAAAGUAUAGAGAACAGUCCUUCAUCUGAUGGAUUAUGUAAUAAACCCAUCUGAUCUGCUAUGCUCUCAUCCUCAGUUAACUUAUAAUGCUUUUUCAAAGUGAUAGCCUAUUCUU
Toxotes jaculatrix (banded archerfish) is the source of this 2858-nucleotide messenger RNA. It is a transcript of the gene rint1, whose product is annotated as RAD50 interactor 1. Gene Ontology annotation, cellular component: Dsl1/NZR complex. Gene Ontology annotation, biological process: retrograde vesicle-mediated transport, Golgi to endoplasmic reticulum; endoplasmic reticulum to Golgi vesicle-mediated transport; regulation of ER to Golgi vesicle-mediated transport. Bases 105 to 2495 code for a protein of 796 amino acids. The record is from RefSeq and is a predicted model, not a curated record. NCBI's taxonomy places the organism in Eukaryota, Metazoa, Chordata, Actinopteri, Toxotidae. The transcript is spliced from 15 exons.